Molecule: messenger RNA, 318 nt
Organism: Puccinia graminis f. sp. tritici CRL 75-36-700-3
Lineage: Eukaryota; Fungi; Basidiomycota; Pucciniomycetes; Pucciniales; Pucciniaceae
Exons: 2
Coding region: 1-318 (105 amino acids)
Source: RefSeq, a predicted model, not a curated record
AUGACUUUUUAUUCCAAGCUAACCCUUGCAAUCAACCUUGCUUUUUUGCCAGAGACAUCAGAUGUGGCGGUCAAGGCAGUGGAUUACUUGAAAGAUGAGGGGACUGAUCUUGUUCAAGAGAGAUUGAAGGUUGAAAAAAAUGAGAUUAUUGCUUUUUACUUCUUUGGAAAUCACAAUGGUGGCAACUUUAUUUUCCCAUCCUUAGGUGUGGCUCUCACUGGUCUUCAUGGCUACUCUGUACACGGCCCUUUCAGGAUCCUCUACCAUGGGGUGGCGCAAUACCAUUUCAAACAAGAUAUUCCGGAUGCCCCUUACUGA